GCGCUCCUGUAACCAGCCUAUAGCUCUCGCUGUAACAGCGUGGUGUAAAGAUUUCACAAGGCUAUUCAUUGAUAACUAAUGGACCAGGGUGGAUAUAGUUUUUGAAGUUGUGUUCUAAAAUGCUUAGCAUUUAUAGCAUUUUACUGUUUUCGAAUAUUGUUUGGCGCACGGUGUCAGUUAUUCACUCCCUGCUGGGUACCUACACUGCAGUGAAUACUGAUGAGUUCACUUGUGUCCUGUGGCUCGAUGGCGAAGCAGUCGACUCCUACAGUAGCAAUGGCAUGGACAGCGUGCCCCGUAGAAAUUGGAUGCGGGAAGGACGAGGCCGUUCUCUGUGGAAGUCUGUCAAACGCUUUAAUAUGGAGCACUGGGACAGAGGCAGAACUGACAUCUUAAAAAAUGACACACGACUUAACAUGUCUGGUGCUGCUGUCCUGCAGGGGAGGUUUGGCUGUGAGAUCGAGAGAUACCCUGACUCUGGUGUAAGACGUACGAGGACCUUUGCUCAGUACGGAUGGAAUGGAGAAGACUUCCUGUCCUUCAGCCUCAGCAGGCUUCAGUGGGAGGCUUCAGCAGGAUCUGCAGUCCCCAUUACAAAGAAGUGGAACAGGGACCAGGACAUCACCAUGGAAACAAAGAAAUACAUGGAGGACAUGUGUGUGAUGCAUCUGUUGGACAGUUUGUCUUUUGAAGCAAAGGAGAGCAAGGAGACAGCUCAGCCCACAGCUGCAGUAUUUGCUAAGAGAUCCCUGAACCCUGGGAAGGUUAUUCUGACCUGCCUAGUUUCAGGAUUUCACUGCAGAGACACGACGGUGGAGAUUUAUCAGGAUGAUGACAUCAUCACUGAAGAAGAUGGGCUUUUGUCCUCUGGGAUCAGUCCAAACGGGGAUGGGACCUGCCAGCUGAGAAAGAGUUUGGACAUCUCUAACAGCACUGAGGCAUCGUAUAGCUGUGAAGUCCCAUUCAGAAGUUUUAAACGACUGGUCAAAUGGGAUGGGAAGAUAUGGGACCGGGCUGAACCAAAGCAAGACCACAACACGAGACAUCACUACUGUUUUCGUAUGGCAUCACUGGUGUUGGUCGUUGCUUUAUCACUUGUGUUUCUCAUUCGGAUCCUGAAGCGCAGAUUGUGCACACAGGCAAACCAGCACACAGGGGACUCAGGAUGCUUCUGCCAUUUUUUGCUGUGUCAGCGGAACCCAGCUUGAAUGAACCCCAGAUCAGUGGAUUCAUCGUCUUGAUGCCUCAAAAGAGUGACCGUUAUAAGGUGCAAUAAGGUACUAUUGGACUCCAGUAACACCACAAAGAGACUGUGGAGCUGGAAGGCCAAUCAACAACAAUGAGAAGAAGGACAGACCAACUGUGGGCCCCUCUGUCAUCUGGGGUACAGCCAUUUUUAUGGAGAACUAAAUAGGCCCGACCAACCUGCACCCCUGGCCUUCAUUUUCCCUCCACUUUUCCAAACGGCACUGGCUGUCUCCCAUUGGCUCUGAAGAUCUCAGGACCGGAAGGCAGGAUCUGUACACUUUACCAAAAGCAGGAGAAUAGGCAGCUGUCUGACUCGCUGGUUGUAGUGGCUUCCCAGGUCAUAGACACUAGCGUCCUCUGCUGGCUCGGCUUCAACACUGCAAGAAAGCGGAUGCCAUCAAACAACGCCUCAGGCCCAUGCAGGACAAAGACACUUUAGACACUGGCCUGUUCUAUGCUGUCUCUCAUUUUUAAAAGUUUUAAAGGUUAAGCUAUUUCUAAAUUGUAUUAUUUAUUGUAAAGAUUCAUAAAAUGCAUUAUAUAAUGUGUUUAAUAAUGUUCCAUUAGUUGGGUAACUUUAAUCACAGCCAAUCAAGACCAAGUUUUAAAUUAUUUCUAAAUUGUAUUUAAAGUUACCAUCUCGAAGAUUUCUGUUUCGUUCUCUUUGGCGGUACCAAUGGCGAAAAGCAGUAAUUGCAGGCGUGUUUUUGGACCUCACUUCCCAGAGAUCCAACCAGUGUCGCCUGUGUGAUGUCUGUCAGUUGGCACCAGGGGCACGCCAACUAUAACACUUAACCAUUUUUUAUUCAGUAAAUAGUAUGUUAUGUACACACUCAUUCAUUGUCUAACAUUAGGCUAACUUAAGCUGCCUUUACACUGCCGAGCUGGGUUAAAAUGCUGUAGCAGACCUGGGGUAGAAUUAGUGAUGAUCAAUUUCCACAGACGUUCUUUGUCCACCUUUUGCCUGGUAUGAACGUCUUUACACUGCAGAGAAGAAUUUGCGGGAUUCGCUGCAGCUCGUACAAUGAUGUAUCUCGUGCACACUAAACAGUCUUUCUCGUGAAUGAUUGUUGUGUGAUAUUUUUGAAAC
Anguilla anguilla (European eel) is the source of this 2338-nucleotide messenger RNA. RefSeq names its product major histocompatibility complex class I-related gene protein-like. The transcript has 7 exons. The coding region runs from base 120 to 1208 and encodes 362 amino acids. Gene Ontology annotation, cellular component: external side of plasma membrane. Lineage: Eukaryota; Metazoa; Chordata; Actinopteri; Anguilliformes; Anguillidae. Gene Ontology annotation, biological process: immune response. The record is from RefSeq and is a predicted model, not a curated record.